This is a messenger RNA of Alosa sapidissima (American shad), 4924 nucleotides long. It is a transcript of the gene tgfbrap1, whose product is annotated as transforming growth factor, beta receptor associated protein 1. NCBI's taxonomy places the organism in Eukaryota, Metazoa, Chordata, Actinopteri, Clupeiformes, Clupeidae. Gene Ontology annotation, cellular component: membrane; cytoplasm. The coding region runs from base 119 to 2719 and encodes 866 amino acids. The transcript is spliced from 12 exons. The record is from RefSeq and is a predicted model, not a curated record. Gene Ontology annotation, molecular function: protein binding. Gene Ontology annotation, biological process: vesicle-mediated transport; endosomal vesicle fusion; intracellular protein transport.
UGGCAAGUGAUAGGGGAGUGGAGAGAGAGUGAGGAAACGGGGAGGCCGUAAAAAGCUGCCGUCUCCUUAAACAUAACCAAUGUUUUCACGGAUGGGUGACCUGGAAGCGUGAGGCAGCAUGAGUGUGAAGGCCUUUGAGCUGGUGCCGGUGGUGGAGCGCGAGCUCCUGAUGGCAGACAAGGCGCGCAUCAACAUCGAGUGCCUGGAGUGCUGCGGCAAGUACCUGUACGUGGGCACCAACGACUGUUUCAUCCACCACUUCCUGUUGGACGAGCAGACCAACGCCAAAGGCCACACGGUUUACCUGUCUCAGAAGCUUCAACAGAAACACCUGGGGCUGAAGAAGGCCGUGGCCGAGCUGAAGGCGGCGUCCGCCCUGGAGCGUCUCAUUGUGCUCUGCGACGCCACGAUCUACGUCCACGACAUGCUCUCCCUGGAGGUCGUGCCGUCGGGCAGCGCCAAGAUCAAGGGCGUGUUGUCCUUCUGCGUCAACGAGAACCCGGUGAGCGCCGACCCCUUCUGCGUGGAGCUGGGCGCGAUCUCGUCGCGGCGGCGCGCAGUGCAGAUCUACACGGUGCACGAGGACCGCGUGCAGCUGGUCAAGGAGCUGGGCACCACGCAGCAGCCGUGCGCCCUCAGCCUGGACGGCUACUUCCUGUGUCUGGCGCUCACCUCGCAGUACGUCAUCCUCAACUACAGCACGGGCGCCUCGCAAGACCUGUUCCCCUACGACAGCGAGGAACGCAAGCCCAUCAUCAAGAGGAUCGGGCGCGAGGAGUUCCUACUAGCUGCCCCUGGAGGACUGGGUAUGUUUGCCAAUGCGGAGGGCAUGUCCCAGCGUGCCCCGGUGAACUGGUCGGAGAAUGUCAUCGGUGCGGCCGUGUGCUUUCCAUACGUGGUGGCGCUGGACGAAGGUUUUGUAACCGUUCAUAGUAUGCUGGACCAGCAGCUCAAGCAGACCCUUUCAUUCAGGGACGGACACAUACUGCAGGACUUUGAAGGCAAGCUGGUGUUGUCGUCCACGAAAGCUGUGUACAUGUUGGUGCCGUUGCCCCUGGAGAGACAGAUUCAGGGCCUGCUGGCUGGAAACAGAGUGGAGGAGGCGCUUACCCUGACAGAAGGAGCUCAGAGAAACAUACCCAAAGACAGGUUCCAGAUUUUGCACAAAAGAAUUCUACAGCAAGCAGGAUUCAUCCAGUUUGGACAGCUUCAGUUUUUAGAAGCAAAAGAACAUUUCAGAAAAGGUCAGCUGGACGUGCGGGAGCUCAUCUCUCUGUACCCGAUGCUGCUGCCCGCCUCAUCGUCCUUCACGCGCUGCCACCCGCCGCUGCACCCGUUCGCCGACCUCAACCAGCUGACGCAGGGCGACCAGGAGAAGGCGCAGCGCUGCAAGCGCUUCCUCAUCAGCUAUCUGCACGAGGUGCGAAGCAGCGCCGGCACCAACGGCUUCCGCGAGGAGGUGGACACGGCGCUGCUCAAGCUCUAUGCCGAGGCCGACCACGAGAGCCUCUUGGACCUACUGGCGUCCGACAACGCCUGUCUGCUCGCGGACAGCGCCCCCUGGCUAGAAAAACAUCACAAGUAUUUUGCGUUGGGACUUCUGUAUCACUACAAUGGCCAGGACUCUUCAGCUGUACAGUUGUGGGCGCGGGUGGUGGAUGGCGAUCUGCAGGACUCCACGCGGUCGGACCUGUUUGAGUAUGUGGUGGACUUCCUCAGCUUCUGUCCCAACAUGGACCUGGUGUGGAAGCAUGCAGAUUGGGCCUUGAAAAGAGACCAGACGAUAGGGGUGCAGAUCUUUACCAAGAGGCCGGUGGAGGGACGUGACCAGGGGGCGCCGAUGAACCCGGAGGACGUGGUCACGUACCUGCAGAAGCACAGCCAUGCUCUCCUCCUCUACCUGGAGCACCUGGUGCUAGAGAAGCACGUACAGAAAGAGAAGUUCCACACGCACCUGGCGUUGCUGUACACAGAGCGCGUGCUGGCUCUGCUCUCUCAGCCGUGCUGCUCAGACGAGGUCCUGGCCCAGGCCCGCUCCAGACUCCAGCACCUGCUCAAGGAGUCCGACCUCUACCGCGUCCAGCUCCUACUGGGUAAGAUGGAGGGCGUGGAUCAGCUGCUGGUGGAGCAGGCCACACUGCGUGGGCGUCUGGGCGAGCAUGAGCGGGCACUCCACAUCCUGGUCCACCAGCUCCAAGACCGCGCAGCCGCUGAGGACUACUGCAGCUGGGCGGCGUCCCCCCAGGACCCUGCACUGGGCCAGCAGCUCUUCCACCUGCUGUUGGACACCUACCUGGAUCCCGACGUGCCGGGCGGCGUGGACAACAUGGCCGCCGUGGACCUGCUCAAUCGCCACGGCAACAUGUUUGACGCUGUGCGCGUCCUGGAGGUCCUGCCUGAAGGCUGGUCGCUGCAGCUGCUCCGCCCGUUCCUGACCACCGCCGUCCGCAAGAGUGCCCAUGCACAGCGUACGGCCCAAGUGGCCGUGGGACUGGCCCGCGCAGAGAACCUCCAGCUUCUGCACGACCGACUGAAGUGCCGCGGUGGCCCGGUGUUGGUGUCGGAGAAGAAGGGCUGCCAGCUGUGCCACAACACCUUCAGCGAGCCGGACUGCGUGUGCCUGCCCGGCGGGGUGCCCGUCCACACGCGCUGUGCCGCCCAGCGGCUGCGGGACUCGCCCACCAAGCGACGCUUGGAGAACGGCAGCAACCACACAUGAGUGGACCAGGUGACGCCUGGGUGUGUAAAUGUGAAAGCAGCGUGGGGGGGGCAGGGGGGGGGGGCGCUGGCUGGCUGAACAGAUGCAUGAGUGGACCCACCUGGCCCACCUAGGCCCCCCAAGCCCUGGACAGAAUGACCCAGCUGAGUCCACGCUCCCUCAGCAAAUGCCUUGAAACUGUGCCCCUCCGACGCAAACCUAGUUGUUUUUGUUUUGUUUUUCUUGUGUGUGUGUGUUUGUGGAUGUGUCUGAGAAUGCAUGAGGGAGGAGUGAGCUGGAGUGAGUGUGUGAGCGAGCGAGUCUGAAAAAGUGUUGUUUGUGUGUUUUUAUUUAUUUCCAUGCAGUUAACUGUGCACAGUAACACUUCAUGCCGGAAAAGCAACAGCUGUCCUUUUUGUAAACAAAAGAACAAAACAAAUGGUGAGAGUCACUUCACUGAAGAGAACCCAUCUCCCCCAUCCUUAAACCUUUGGCAUGAACUGAUUCUGGGCUGUUUAGAUGUCUAGGUCAGUUGAAGUGUAUGUCAUAACAGUAGUUCCCUCAAGACAGAAGUUUCCCUACCAGAAAGACUACAAAUACCAGACAUCCCCUGGCACAUGCCCUGCACUAAAGAAAUCACCAUCCAGGUUUCAUCGCUCUCUGUGUGAUAGUCUGUGGGACUCAUCAAGGACUGAAUAAAGAUGGCGGUGUCAUUGUACAAUUCCAAAAGGACUGUCCAACUUAACGGCCAUAAUUGUGGAUUUCACUGAAAGGGAAAUGCAACGCUAGGUGUUGUUGGUUGCUCGUCACGUAUGCUCUAUGUGCUUUGUUUGCUACAUCUGACGUGUUCUUUUGAGUAAUGACCGUUACCACAGCUUCAAAAGUUUCUUUUGUAGUGUGACAAAAAAACAAAGACGAUAACAUGCUUCGUCAAACUGCAGUGUGUUUUAUGGAAGAUUUAACUCUGAGAGGAGCUGUGAUGAGCACAAGCCAAGAACCCUGCGACUAAAACACCCUUAAAUACGAGCUAGUCUUCUGGCUGUACUCUCUCUCUCUCUCUCGCUUUCUUACUCUCUCUCUCUCACUUUCUCUUUCUUUUUCUCACACUCUCACUUUUUCUUGCUUUCUUACUCUCUCUCACUUUCUCACUCUCUCCAAUGUUACAUAUCGGCAGUUUCUUUCUCUCAAGCUGCAAAUGUGAGGACCCUGUGGGAUGUUUCAAAUGAAGUGAGUGGUCUCAUACUUUUCUGUGAAGGAAAAUAGAUCAGAUUUCCCCCCUCCUCUUUUAGAGCCUUGUUCAAAGCCUUAUAAUUGUCAAGAUCAUGUGGACAUGAUUAAAAAAAAAAAAACAUGUAAACAUGAUAUGAUGUAGGCAAUUCCACUGGCCAUUGAGUCUCGCUCAUUUUGUUUAAUUGUACCUGUGUGUGUCUUAAAAUCUGCAUUCAUCAGCAAGGUACUUUGAGAUCAGACUUGAAAGACGAGAUGGAAUGAAAGAUGUUUGUUUACAGGCUCCACAGGGGCACUGUGUAUGUGGGGAGCACAAUUGAUGCACUGCCUAACGACCCGUUACCACUGCAGAACUGUAAGGCCACUGUAGCCAUGACGACGUGAUCAUAUACUCCGCUACUGAAGCCGUAUGGCAGCAAUGUCUAAUCUGUGUAAGCCAUGUUAACAUAACUUUAUCAAUUAAUCAAUCAAAAUGGCAUCCUUUGUAAACCAUUUUAGUGAUCAUUCAAUCUGGCCAAUCUCUCUGUUCAGUCAGUCUGUGCAUGAACUAAUAACAUCUCAGAUUUAUUUGAGGGAUUACACUAAAUUGGUGUAAGCAGCUCUUUCGAACGAUGUCUGUGUUAAAUUUUGAGAAGUGAUUGCCUUGGAUAUUUCAGUUCCCGGAGUUGUGUAAAAUACGACAAGCCUCAGUUUGAAGAUUUUAGCUUUGACUUGUACACAGAGUACCGGUCAAGUCCUAAGGAGAUGUGGCCCUGGUACUUACAUAUGAAAUGGUUUUCAAAUCCUUAAUCAAUUAUGAAAAAAAAUCUAUGACCCCUUUAAACCCAAUCCUCAAAAGUACCUACAUUGCUAUAUCUUUAUAUCUUCAGAAGUAUUUUAAAUAUAAAUACUGGUAUGUAAAUAUUGUAUUUAUAACUGUCGCUUUGUAACUCAUUGCCAGCGUGGGUGGAAUGUAUAGACUGUACAAACGUCCAUUGUAAUAAACAUGAUGAUGCUUAA